ACUGAACACAAGAUGUCUGUGGAAGAGGUGUGCCGGAAACACAAUGCGGACUGUGUACAGGGUCUCACACAUGCCAAGGCAGCGGAGUUCCUGGCCCGUGAUGGGCCGAAUGCCCUAACGCCACCUCCCACCACCCCGGAGUGGAUCAAAUUCUGCCGUCAGCUCUUCGGGGGAUUCUCCAUCCUCCUGUGGAUCGGGGCCAUCCUGUGUUUCCUGGCAUACGGCAUCCAGGCAGCGACUGAGGACAGCCCAGCCGGAGACAAUCAAGCCAUGGUGAUCCGUGAAGGAGAGAAGACCCAGAUUAAUGCUGAGGAAGUUGUUGCUGGUGAUCUGGUGGAGGUGAAAGGCGGUGACCGGAUCCCUGCUGAUCUCCGGAUCAUUUCUGCUCACGGCUGUAAGGUGGAUAACUCCUCACUGACCGGGGAAUCAGAGCCUCAGACUCGAUCACCAGACUGCACCAAUGACAACCCCCUGGAGACCAGAAACAUUGCCUUCUUCUCCACCAACUGUGUGGAAGGCACUGCCCGUGGGAUUGUGAUCUUCACGGGGGACCGGACUGUAAUGGGCCGCAUUGCCACCCUGGCCUCAGGAUUGGACACAGGCAAAACCCCCAUCGCCAAGGAGAUUGAGCAUUUCAUUCACAUCAUCACCGGUGUGGCUGUUUUCCUGGGAGUGACCUUCUUCAUCCUGUCCAUCAUUCUGGGUUACUCUUGGCUGGAGGCUGUUAUCUUCCUCAUUGGCAUCAUCGUGGCUAAUGUCCCCGAGGGCUUGCUGGCCACAGUCACUGUGAGCACUGCCCGUGGGAUUGUGAUCUUCACGGGGGACCGGACUGUAAUGGGCCGCAUUGCCACCCUGGCCUCAGGAUUGGACACAGGCAAAACCCCCAUCGCCAAGGAGAUUGAGCAUUUCAUUCACAUCAUCACCGGUGUGGCUGUUUUCCUGGGAGUGACCUUCUUCAUCCUGUCCAUCAUUCUGGGUUACUCUUGGCUGGAGGCUGUUAUCUUCCUCAUUGGCAUCAUCGUGGCUAAUGUCCCCGAGGGCUUGCUGGCCACAGUCACU
Molecule: messenger RNA, 1059 nt
Organism: Rhincodon typus (whale shark)
Lineage: Eukaryota; Metazoa; Chordata; Chondrichthyes; Orectolobiformes; Rhincodontidae
Product: sodium/potassium-transporting ATPase subunit alpha-3-like
Exons: 6
Biological process (GO): proton transmembrane transport; sodium ion export across plasma membrane; intracellular sodium ion homeostasis
Molecular function (GO): P-type sodium:potassium-exchanging transporter activity
Source: RefSeq, a predicted model, not a curated record